Molecule: messenger RNA, 808 nt
Organism: Vigna umbellata (rice bean)
Lineage: Eukaryota; Viridiplantae; Streptophyta; Magnoliopsida; Fabales; Fabaceae
Source: RefSeq, a predicted model, not a curated record
GUUGGUAGCUAAAUUAUUAUGUUUUUAUUAUGUCAGGUCUUGCUGUGAAACCAGGGGUUUUGAAUCAAAUUCAAUCUUGUCUUGUAGAUGUAAUGACGAAGAUGGCGACAAAGUUGGGACUUAGUCCCAGUUUAGCCCUUAAUCAGGCUGCGUUUCCACCAUCGCAAAAUGCUGUAAGUACAGUCAAUACAAACCAAAGUUUUGCUGGAAGCAUGAUGCAGUUGGCAACUAAAUCAACUGAUCAAGCAUCUCAAGGUCUGGCAGGAUCCCUGCCUGUGCAAAUUGGUUCAGAUUUUGAAAAUACUCCAUUAAGAAGCACUGCAGUUGACUCUGCAUUUGGCAGCCGAACUGAGAAGGUUAUUAGCAACUUUCUGCAGAAUCCCCUAUUGAAGGGGGAAGGAGAAGGACUUGAUGAAGCAAUUGGACGUCUGCAGUCAGAAAGGAUAAUACUUCAAAUGGUUUUGAAACACCAGAAAAUCAUUGACGAACUUGUGGAAGAAAAUGAGAGACUGAGGCGUAUACUAAUAGAGGACCUGAAAGUACCAUCUAGCAAACUUGAAGCAAGUUCUUCAGGUAGAAAUAGAAAUACGGUGCCGUGUAGUGAAUGCUUUGAGUGCCGAAGAAAACAAAGAAAAAAGUAGGUUAGUAAUCAUAAUAGUAAAAUCAUAAAUUCUUGCAAGUGCCUCCCCUGCAUUUUUGGGUUUUCUUGGGUUUCUUGGGUUACGAAUUUUUGGAGAUCUCAAUUUAACGAGUUAGGAUGGAAUGGAACUUACAAAAUUAAAUCCUUAUUAUUAUUUAAAUAUUUAAU